AGCGGAAGGCGCGCGAUGCGGCCGGCGGGAGCCGCGGCCGGCUUGGGGUCGCCGGCGCGGGACCUGUCGCUGUGCGGGGAGCUGCCGCAGGCCCCGCCGCCCCUGACCUCGUCGCCGCCGACGGCCGCGCCCUCUGGGCCGCCGCUCCCCGCGGCAGCCGGCGCGACCCUCAGCCGCCUUCCGGAGCCGCUGCUGCGGAGGCUCAGCGGGAGUUUGGACCGAGCGCCCGAGGGCCGGGGAUGGCGGAGACUGGCCGAGGUGGCGGGGAGUCGGGGGCGCCUCCGGCUCAGUUGUCUCGACUUGGAGCAGUGCUCUCUCAAGGUCCUGGAGCCCGAAGGCAGCCCCAGCCUGUGUUUGCUGAAGCUGCUGGCUGAGAAGGGCUGCACGGUCGUGGAGCUGAGCGACUUCCUGCAGGCCAUGGAGCACACCGAGGUCCUUCAGCUCCUCAGCCCCCCAGGAAUAAAGAUCACUGUAAACCCCGAAUCCAAGGCAGUCUUGGCGGGACAGUUUGUGAAGCUGUGUUGCCGGGCAACUGGACAUCCCUUUGUACAAUAUCAAUGGUUCAAAAUGAAUAAAGAGAUUCCAAAUGGAAAUGCAUCUGAACUUGUUUUUAACACAGUGCAUGUAAAAGAUGCAGGCUUUUAUGUCUGUCGAGUUAAUAAUAAUUUCACCUUUGAAUUUAGCCAGUGGUCACAGCUGGAUGUUUGCGAUGUCACAGAAGUAACAGAAAGCUUCCGGAGCAGUUGGGAUGGCAUCUCUGAAUCCAAGUUGCAAAUCUGUGUUGAACCAAAGUCCCAAAAACUGAUGCCUGGCAGCACGUUGAUCUUACAGUGUGUGGCUGUCGGAAGCCCCAUUCCUCAGUACCAGUGGUUCAAGAAUGAAUCCCGAUUAACACACGAGACAAAAAAGCUAUACAUGGUACCUUAUGUGGAUUUGGAGCAUCAAGGAACCUACUGGUGUCGUGUAUAUAAUGAUCGAGAGAGUCAAGACAGCAAGAAAGCAGACGUCAUCGUAGGAAGAACAGAUGAGGCAGUGGAAUGCACUGAAGAUGAAUUAACUAAUCUCGGGCAUCCUGAUAAUCAGGAGCAUACAGUUGACCAGCCUUUGGCAAAAGACAAGGUUGCUCUCUUGAUAGGAAAUAUGAAUUAUUGGGAGCAUCCCAAGCUUAAAGCUCCUUUGGUGGAUGUGUAUGAACUGACCAACUUGUUAAGACAGCUAGAUUUCAAAGUCGUUUCACUGUUGGAUCUUACUGAAUAUGAGAUGCGUAACGCCGUGGAUGAAUUUUUACUGCUUUUAGACAAAGGAGUCUAUGGGCUGUUGUAUUACGCAGGACAUGGAUAUGAGAACUUCGGGAACAGCUUUAUGGUCCCUGUGGAUGCUCCAAAUCCAUAUAGGUCUGAAAACUGUCUGUGUGUACAGAAUAUCCUGAAACUGAUGCAAGAAAAGGAGACCGGACUCAACGUGUUCCUGCUGGACAUGUGCAGGAAGAGAAAUGACUAUGACGAUACCAUCCCAAUCCUGGACGCCCUGAGAGUCACCGCCAAUAUCGUCUUUGGAUAUGCCACGUGUCAAGGAGCAGAAGCUUUUGAAAUACAGCAUUCUGGGUUAGCAAAUGGAAUCUUCAUGAAGUUUUUAAAGGAUAGGUUAUUAGAAGAAAAGAAAAUUACUGUGUUACUGGAUGAAGUUGCAGAAGAUAUGGGUAAAUGUCACCUUACCAAAGGCAAGCAGGCGCUAGAGAUUCGAAGUAGCUUAUCUGAAAAGAGAGCCCUUACGGACCCAAUCCAGGGAACAGCACAUUCCGCAGAGUCUCUGGUGCGAAACCUCCAGUGGGCCAAGGCGCACGAGCUUCCAGAAAGCAUGUGUCUUAAAUUUCAGUGUGGUGUUCAGAUUCAACUGGGAUUUGCAGCCGAGUUUUCUAACGUCAUGAUAAUCUAUACGAGUAUAGUGCACAAACCGCCUGAUAUAUUAAUGUGCGAUGCCUAUGUUACCGACUUUCCACUUGACCUAGAUAUUGAUCCCAAAGAUGCAAAUAAAGGGACCCCCGAAGAGACUGGCAGCUAUUUAGUAUCAAAGGAGCUUCCCAAGCACUGCCUGUACACGAGACUCAGCUCACUGCAGAAAUUAAAGGAACAUCUGGUCUUCACGGUCUGCCUGUCGUAUCAGUACUCGGGACUGGAAGACACCGUAGAGGAAAAGCGGGAGGUGAAUGUUGGAAAGCCGCUCAUCGCGAAACUCGACAUCCACCGGGGCUCGGGGAGCAAGACGCGCUUCCAGACGUGCGUCAUGUGUGACGGCCCCUACCGCGGCCCUGCCGCCGGCCCCGCGGGGGCGGCCCGCUACCGCCCGCCCCGCGGCUCCUUCUCCGGCGCUUACCACUCGCACCUCAGCGGCUCGAGCAGCGUGCUGCCGUCAGACGGCUGUCGCUGCAGCCGGACUGCGGACGCCUUCAUUUCAAGCCAUCACAGCCACCAUUACUCGUGUCAGUUUGGCAGAAGCAACGUGCCAGUAGAGACGACUGAUGAAAUGCCGUUCACUUUCUCUGAUGGUCUUAGAAUUUCUGAAAAGUGACUUCUUUGUUCUUGAAAGUUCUCGUAAUUAAUAGCUGUCUCAUCCAACAGUACUUACAUAAAGUGAGAUAUUAGGGGAAAGCAAAUAGAUAUACAUGUAGCAAGACAAAAUUAGUUGACAGGCAUUUCAUGGCAAACUCAGGACUUUGAGAUGUUGGAAUUAUUUAACUACAGACCUCCUCUUAAGAUUUUGUGGAUGGGUUGAUUUGUUCUAUAAGUAUGAAGUAUGGGCGUGUAUAUGUUUGUGUACAUAACAGUGUUUUCAUCUUGACCACUCUGAAGUAAGAACAGUGGGAACGGCAUUACUGUAGGAUAAGUCAGUGUAUUUCUCGAACCAGGACAAGGACCUUGGUGAUCAUCAGGCUUAACCUAAUUUUUGUCAGUGGGAGAAACAGACUGAGGCAUCUUAUUUAAGUUAGAGCUGAGAUCUCCAGGUUUCUAUUGCCGUGUUUAUUCCACUACACAUUGCCUUCCUGACAGGUUCUGAGACAGGUAUGAUUUCUGUAGAUAGACUUAAAGACAUGUAAAUAAGAAUGUCUGUGUAUAAUCUAGAAGCACAUGAACUUUAGCUUGUGAUUAUAGGACUUUGCUACAAAUACUAGUUAAGUUUGUGUAUAAAUCUUUGUAGAACAGGCUGCAAUGUCUUAUUUCUUAAUUCAUAAGGUCAUGAAAGCACAGGAGAAGUAAUGAAAUGUUUGUCUGUGGUAAAGCUUUAGGCAGCAGGAUAAUAUUGCUACUGGAUAAUUUGGUAGCUGUUUACCUGAAUCUUACAAACCCUGGACCUGACUUCCUUGAUAACAUGUAUUUUCUCAUUGAAUUUUACUGGUGUUAGGAGAUAAUCACCUUUGGUUCUACAAAAAGGAAGUUUAAAAAGCAGCUGGCAGUAAAAAUAAAAGGUUGAAUUAGUAAUUUUAAGACAUCCCCAAAGAAAAUUACAGGCCUAGAUGUCUUCACUGCUCUAUUCUACAGACAUUUAAAGAAGGAGCACCAAUCCUUUGUAAACUUCCAAAAGUAGAAGAGGAGGGAAGACUCUUUGCGACGCCAUGGACAGCAGCACACCAGGCUUCCCUGUCCUUCACCAUCUCCCGGAGUUUGUUCAAACUCAUGUCCAUUGAGUCGGUGAUGCCAUCCAACAAUCUUGUCCUCUGUCAUCCCCUUCUCCUCCUGCCUUCAAUCUUUCCCAUCAUCAGGAUCCUUUCCAAUGAGUUGGCUGUUUGCAUCAGGUGGCCAGCAUAUUGGAGCUUCAGCUUCAACAUGAGUCCUUCCAAAGAAUGUUAGAAGUUUAUUUCCUUUAGGAUUCACUGGUUUGAUCUCCUUGCUGUCCAAGGGACUCUCAAGAGUCUUCUCCAACAUAACAGUUCAAAAGCAUAUUGUAAUACAAAACCAGAAACGUCACAGGAAAACUGUAGGGCAAUAGCUAUUAUGACUAUAGACACAAAAUCAUCAAAGUACUAGCAAACUAAGUCUAGCAACGUAUAAAAAGGGUCACACACCAUGAGCAAGUGAGAUUUAUCCCAGGAAUGCAGAUUGAUUUAACAAGUCAUAUAUAAGUUAUAUUGUUAUUCACAGUAGUAAUAUUCUACAGUGUUGCUAUGAAUACUAAAUUAGUGAAUACAGAGGACUGCUCCUAGGGGGAGUGUGUGUGUUUUACACAUAUACAUAUCUCAAAUAGACUAUAACCUUAACUCCUAAAAACAAUUUGUCCUGGUAGAUUUGUUUUGCUGUAUUAAAAAAACGAGGUUCAGAAGUAUUAAGUGACUUGGCUGAGGCCCCCCAGCUAACGGGCCGGUGUCGGGAUCCAGACCCACCCGGCGGGCCCCAGAGGCAGAGCUCACCCUGCACUGCCUUCCCCUGCCUUCAGAGGUCACGUCUGCAGGAGAGCUGAAGCAAGAAGGCAGGGCACUGUCUCAUUUCUCCUCAGCUGAGAACACGCACAUCGGGGAGAUCAGCGCACCACCAGUCUGCACACGUCCGUGAAUGGUCAUCAACGGGCUGCAAGUAUUGAUUUGGGGAUUAUAAACAAACCAUAAGUAAGUAAACUGGCAGAUUCACACAGAAUCGUGAGUGAGGAUCCUGUUCAUAAAGAGAAAAGCUACCAUUAACAUAUUUUGUUUAACUUUUUUAUCUUGUAUUGGGGUAUAGCCGAUUAACAAUGAAUUAAAACUGGAUUUUACA
Dama dama (fallow deer) is the source of this 4742-nucleotide messenger RNA. It is a transcript of the gene MALT1, whose product is annotated as MALT1 paracaspase. Gene Ontology annotation, molecular function: cysteine-type endopeptidase activity. Bases 16 to 2568 code for a protein of 850 amino acids. Lineage: Eukaryota; Metazoa; Chordata; Mammalia; Artiodactyla; Cervidae. The transcript is spliced from 17 exons. The record is from RefSeq and is a predicted model, not a curated record. Gene Ontology annotation, biological process: proteolysis.